Molecule: messenger RNA, 2602 nt
Organism: Eleginops maclovinus (Patagonian blennie)
Lineage: Eukaryota; Metazoa; Chordata; Actinopteri; Perciformes; Eleginopidae
Gene: gpr75
Product: G protein-coupled receptor 75
Biological process (GO): G protein-coupled receptor signaling pathway
Cellular component (GO): membrane
Molecular function (GO): C-C chemokine receptor activity
Source: RefSeq, a predicted model, not a curated record
CACUGCACGUCCAGUGGCCGUCGCUCCUGUAUUAGAAUGGAUAUAUCGCCAAUACAACGACUAUGCUUUCUCCUAUUGGCGCCCUUUACGCGAUGAAAUUCAACUGAUAUGUAAAGUAACGAAUUUUAUGCCAGCGUUUCUCAAUGGACGUCUCUGUUUUGGACGGUUUGCUGGUGGAAAUACGUUUUUUCCUUCCAAUGCCGCGCGGUGCGUUCACUUACUAUCAUAACGCUUUGAAAUCAAGAUGGGCUUUAUGAAAUCAUGAUGGAUGCACAUUCGAUCACAAACGCACUCUACCAAGGUAGCAGCAAUGGUGGAAGCAGAAGACACUGUGAUCAUCAUGUGCUCCCUCCAUACAGAGGAAUAAUGCUGAAAUUGAUGACUGUGGGAUCCUUAUAAAUUGUUAAUAAUACAAUGAACACCACUGCUACACCAUCAGACCUGGUGGAUGUGCCGAGACAGCAGAGCUUCAAUGGCACCCAUGGCACGUCAGGUUGGGCCGUGAUCCACACUGCCACCCUGACCUUUUGCUCUCUCCUCCUCAUUUUCAUAUUCUUCCUGGGCUCAUAUGGCAACCUUGUGGUAUUCCUGUCCUUUUUUGAUCCAGUGUUUCGCAAGUUUCGCACCAACUUUGACUUCAUGAUCCUCAACCUUUCUUUCUGUGACUUGUUCAUCUGCUGUGUGACUGCCCCCAUGUUUGCACUGGUGCUCUUCCUGGAUGCAGGCGGUGAGGACGGUGUGUCAAAGAGUUUCUGCUUCGCCUUCCACCUGACCAGCUCAGGCUUUAUCAUCAUGUCCCUGGAGACUGUAGCUGUCAUUGCUUUGCACAGACUGCGCAUGGUUUUGGGGCAGCAGCCCAACCGCACUGCCUCCUUCCCAUGCACGCUGGCCCUCACCGCCCUGCUGUGGACUUCCAGCUUCACCAUGGCUGCCCUCCUCACCAUGCGGGCAUACCCGCGUAGAGAUGGACCCUGCUUGCCCCACUUUGGCCUCGGAGGUGGACGGGCCAGGGUUGUAUUGUAUGUCUACCUGGCAGACUUUGCCUUUUGUGUAGCUGUGGUGUCUGUGUCCUACCUGAUGAUUGCUCAGACACUGAGGAAGAACGCACAAGUGAGGAAAUGUCCCGUCAUCACUGUAGAUGCCACAUGCCCUCCACCCCCUCCACCUCUCAUUGCAGCAGGCUUUGAGAGCAUGCAGUGUGCUGUUCAAGGCCCUUCUCUGUACCGUAACCAAACUUACAACAAACUCCAAAACGUCCAGACACACUCUUUCAUCAACAAGAACAGCCAGCCUCUUGUUCCUGGGGCCGCUCAAGGGGCCACCUGCUGUCAGCUGGUGUCUACAGUCAACUUGGCCACAGCCAAAGACUCUAAGGCUGUUGUCACCUGUGUAGUUAUUGUGUUCUCUGUGCUGCUUUGCUGCUUGCCGAUGGGAGUUUCACUGGCACAGGAUGUUUUGUCACCAGAGAGUAACUUUGCACAUUACCAAUUUGAACUGUGCGGCUUUGUGCUCAUUUUCCUCAAAUCGGGAAUCAAUCCCUUUGUGUACUCGCGCAACAGUGCAGGCCUCCGCCGCCGCGUGCUGUGCUGUAUUCAAUGGGCAGCACUGGGCUUUCUCUGUUGCAAGCAAAAGACUCGUCUGCAUGCGAUGGGGAAGGGCACCCUGGAAGCCAAUCGCAAUAAAUCCUCGCAUCAUGAGACCAACUGCUAUGUACUGUCGCCCAAGCCACAGAGGAGGCUGGUGGACCAGGCAUGUGGGCCGAGUCACUCCAGGGAUUGUGCUGGAAGUCCAAGGGCCACAGGUGGGCGUAAACCUCGCCCGCCAAGUACCUCAACACCCAUCAACACCCGCAUUGAGCCCUACUACAGCAUAUACAACAGCAGUCCCUCUGCAGGGCCCAGCUCCCCGACCAGCCUGCAGCCUGUCAGCUCUCAGACAUUUGCCUUUGCCAAGUCCUAUGUAGCCAUGCACUACCACACUCACCAAGACGCACUGCAAGACUUUGAAAGCACCUCAGUGCACCAGAUUCCCAUUCCCUCAGUCUGAUCAAAGAGCUGAUAAACAUAAAGGUUUGGACAAUCAAGCCAUGGCUUUAAAUCAAGAGGAACUUUAACACCGCCCAUUAUAAGUAUUUGGAAUCAAUAUUUACCUUUUUUUCUUCUCUGCAGAGGAAAUACAUGUUAGGUUUUCUUGAGUGGAAAAAGUAAAUGACAGUGUUAUUAGCAUUGCAAUGAAACUCAGAAUAAGCAAUAGAUUUGUAAUGAAAGUCUGUUCAAAAAGUAACUCACUGUUGUUUUACUGAUGCUGCAUUUUCACCUAAAUCUGCCCGUGUUGCACACGCAUGUGCCAUUAUAAGCCAAUACUCUGCAGGUGUCGUUGCAGCCAAAGACUGCACUUGCUAGAUCACUGCUGUGUGCUCUCUGGCUGAAGUUGCUGAGCACUGUCAUGAGCUGCUGUGGUUUCGGGCUGCUAUGGAACACUGCACAGGCACACAUGGCUGUCGAUGGCAUGUGGUCGCACUUUGAUGAACUUCUGCUUCUUGAGAGAAAUGUAUUUGUGAACCUCAUACACUUUUUAACACAAUAAAUGUUUGGCAAGUGCA